Molecule: messenger RNA, 5911 nt
Organism: Trichoplusia ni (cabbage looper)
Lineage: Eukaryota; Metazoa; Arthropoda; Insecta; Lepidoptera; Noctuidae
Product: folliculin-interacting protein 2
Exons: 13
Coding region: 257-3433 (1058 amino acids)
Cellular component (GO): cytoplasm
Molecular function (GO): ATPase inhibitor activity; protein-folding chaperone binding
Source: RefSeq, a predicted model, not a curated record
UAAAUAAAUAUAAAAAACGGGAAAUGAUAAUAUAAUCAAUACUGAGGAUUCUCUUGGCCUUGACCUUUCAGAAAAGUAAAUGGUUCUGGUCUAUGCCAAAUCAUAUGACUUUUGCACGUGAUCUGACAGAUUAUUUACAUUUAUUGAAAUCAAAGUGUUUUCAAAGUUUUAAAAACAACAUUUUCUAAUUAGAUUUGCGAUAACAUGUUAAGAAAGUCCCGCCAUGAAAAAAUAGUGAAAUGUUACGUGUGACGCAAUGGCAUUAUUCGACAAAUUGUUUUCUCUCAAGAGAAAACUUGAUGAUCGCGAUCCCCGAUACCGCGACAGGUCUUGUCAGAUAAAUCCGGAGCAAGUGCGGCUGCUUCUAUUCAAAGAGUGCGAUUGGAGAGGCAGGAAACUCCUUUUCGAUUCCGCUGCAAUACAGAAGGUACCAGCUGGUAAAAAUGACAAGCCUUGUGCAAGACCGUCUGAUGAGGUGCCGUGUAUCGUGGAGGUAUCCGAUGGAUUCAAAUAUCUGUACAAGGGACCGGCGGCCGACGCGAACGUUCUCGGUGAGAUGAUAUUCGGAGCAGUCGCUAUGAACUACAAGAGCGUAUCAUUGAAAAUCCAUAUCAUGGAUGAACCAAGAAGGUUGAUGUGCACGAAAGUAUUUUGUGUACCAUCGCGGCGGAUCACACGGGUUGUUAACCCAGAGAGGAAAGACGCCAGUGGUUGUGAGGCGGGUGACAGGUCCAAACCGCUCAGCGUUCCCCUAGUCAGAGAAGAAGGAGUAUCGUUAAGCUUCUCACUGGAUAGAGGAGACUCGGGUUAUUACGGGGACUAUUCUCCAUACAGCAGUGUCGGGUCCACGAAUGAUUAUUUCUCAAUGUGUGACAUUUGGGAAAGUAAUAACCAAGAGGAGUUCUGCUCAUUUCAUUUACCACCGGGCAGAAAAUUGAGUUCGUCAAGCAACGGUAGUUGGCAACGCAGAACCUUUCAAAACAUGGCCACUCGGUUUGACCUCGGACAUCAAAGUACCAAUUUGCUCGGAGUUCCCGCACGUAACAGCAAUGUUGCCGGUUCCGAUUCACAACUGUACCGCAGCAGUACGACGAGCGGUACUAGUGACAGCAUAUCGAGUACGGGAUCUGCGAUGGUGCAUCGGAAGAACAAGCUCGGUCUGGCCUUGUUGAUCAGUGCUGCCGAUUCUGCGCAAAUCGACGUGGUGCGGCGAUGUCUGGAACAUUCUCCGCAACUGCAGACCCUGGUUUGCCGGUUGAGGUUGGCGACGCUGACGGCCGGCGCGACCGGCGGCCGAGUGUCUACCUUGUAUCGUGCGGCGGAACAUGCGGCCAGAUGGUUGUCGGAUCUGGUGUACGGGCCUCGUCUCCAGCCGAUGUGGUUAAAUCUAGUCACGGGAGACUCUCGGAGCUCCAACAAGUUAGCCGAGUCGCUGCUGUCCGAUCUCUGCUCCGUACUGACCCUGGGAGACACCAAGAGUACCAAUUUUUUCAUCAGCACGUUACUGACGCACGUGCUUACCUACCACCUGGGCUGGGUCGCGACCGUGAGUCCGUACGAUACUGUGGACCACCAGGCGCGGCCACAGGACACCGCACCAGACUCCUGCAAGCCGUACAACGCGCUUUGGGCCCAACUCAACGAUCUCUGCGGAAGCAUCGGCUUCCCACCCCGCACCGCCCGAACCAUCAUCACCGGUACCAAAAACACGCAAUUCCUCAACAAACUCCUCGUCGUACUCACCUACUUCCUGCGCUGCGGUGACGUCAGAAGAAACGAGUUCCAUUACCAAAGCACCAAACUCCAAGAAAGCAAAGUCGUUAGUGUUACUCCCGAAAGUGCAACCCUCAAAAGGACCGCAACACACGUGAACAAACUAGCGCAGUGCGAAACUGAAAGUUUAACAGUGCCGUCAGUGAAUACUCAGAACAGUGAUAGUAGUGUCAGUACGUUAGCGGCUAGCGAGGUCAGUAUCAAGAGAUCGUCCACGCUCGCCAACCUAGGACAGAAGCUCUCUAAUAGCACUGAGUUCUUAGCGAAGGAUUGCAGCUCGACAAGCGACCUCCUGGUUACCAACCAACUCAAGAGGAACCCGACAAUGAUAUUGUCGUUGAAGCCCUCUUCAGAUUCUAGUCUAAAUUCGUCGCUUUCGGAGAACGAAACAGAAGAGCAAAAGGUCGUGUUCGUGCUCGGCGAUAACGACAAACUAGUAGGGCUGAAAAACAAGUCGGCUGGCGGUAAAUGUGUAAAGAAGUCUUCCAAAGUCAACAACGAACCCCUAAACCUUGAGACACCUGAAGUCACGACUGAUUCAUGUACAAAAGAAGGCUGUGAGAAGGACAAGCGGGCUGACAGUCCGUCAAAGUGCUGCGGGCAAACGCUUCAACAUUCCAAACCUAUCAAACAUUCCGGUUUUAAGUUCGAGUUCGAUAAGUACCCUCAGAUAGUCACUAAUUAUAUGAAGAGCAAAAACUUAGAGAUAUUAGAUAGACAUUAUAUCGGGAAACCGGGGAAUUUGAAGCUGGACAACUUCCAGUUUGACCCGACGAUCGUGCCGCCGAUACAGGAGGAGAGGUGCGAGACUUGUGUCAAGUGUCAGAUGAUGGAGUCCAUGUUACAAACACCAACCAACGCUUCUGAAAUGGAGUACAUGAACGACAUCCCGCGUCAAUCGGAACCGCAGUACGCUAAGGCGACUGUCGUGGAGGAGGUAGCACCUCAUAGAGAAAUGUCUCCUAAGACUUUUGUUAGACGGCAGGAAGAGAAUACUGUUGUUGUAAAUGUUAAGGAGUGCGAGGAGGUCAAGCGGCCUGAGGACAGGCGGGUAGGGAGGCGAAAGGAGAAAGAUAGGGUGGUGGAAGUGAAGCAAGUUUGUGAGUUCCCCACGGGAGAGCUGCAGCCGGCGCACGCGCAGCCGCGGUCAGGCUUCGACGGGUCGCUGCUCGGCGCGCUCACCGAUCACUAUGUACCUGAUUUAAUUUUACAAGGAACUAUCGCUAAACCAAAUGCGUGGGAGAGUGAGCUGCGGCGGGACUUGGACCUGACGUCAUACCUUAGCAAGACGACCGACUCCACAGUACAGGCUGUCGCUAUCAUUGGAGACAUCAAUAACUGGCAAGUGCGCGUAGUAGGUGGUCAGAGCGGGUCUGGCGGUAUGUCGUCGUUGGUGGGCGCCAUGUUGGACACUCUGCCCGCUAUGUUCCGAGCUCGAGUCCCCGCACAACUUUGCAUUUCUUUCUUGGAAGGCAAGUUGCGGGAAUUCUGCGUCCUCUCCAAGACAUUAGCGGACAUGCUAAUGUCUACCGAUUUCUGCGACAUCGCCACAUUAACUAAGUCUCUGAACAUCGACGUGAAUGACGUACCUUUACUGCUAGCAGUCGCUACCACGCACACGCCACAAGUAGCCACAAGAUACGGACUGAGUUAUGGAUGACAGUAGUAAAUGUUUUUCUGCUAAUCAGAUGUUGGUAGAAUAAAUUACUUGUUUGUUUGAGCUGGGUCUCAUAUAGAUUACUUGGUGGUCCAAGGAAGGAGGCCCGGACCAAGUUGUUAGUUACGCCUCAUUCGUAAUGGCGUUUUUUUAACGUCGCGGUUGUAAAGCUUUUUAGGCGUUCUUGCUCCGUUGUUGACAGUGUUUCCUCCGUAUAUGCGUAUGCAAGUCAUAUUACUACUAGCUUUAACUAAAAUCUAUUUUGAACAUGUUCACUCAAAUGAAUGAACUUGAUUAAAUGUUCAAACUACAGCGAAAAUUGUGCAUUGAAAUUAUAUAUCAAAUAUUUUAAAAUAAAUGUCGUACGUAGUUAUGACGUAGGCUUAUAUAAAAGGGGUAAAGGUCAAUCCGAGAUAAAAUAUAAUUACUCCCUUGACGUCACUCAUAGUAUUUGAGUGUGUCAUUGCACUGCGUAGUAAAAUUGCGUGGUAAAAUUCCUUGUCAAUGUACCAAAUUUAUUGUUGGUUUUGGGAAUUUAUAUAUCCGGUAUUUAGAAACACGAUUGUGUGACGUCAGGUUAUUUUGCAUUGUCUCUUGUUGGCUAUGAAAGAUUCAUGGACAGGGAGUGGAAUUUUGUCGGUGUAGUUCAAAUUUUCUCAUCAUAUUUGAAUAUGAAAAUGCGUUUCAAUUAUUAUGUUUCAAAACAUUACUGUUUCUACUGUACAUUAUAUUUAUACAAUCGACAUUUUCUUAGGGUUGUGACAUAAAAACCCUACGAUCAAAACGUCUAAAUAUAUAAAAAUAAUUCUGACGUCACAUUUUACACGUGUUCAAGUAAACGUGAACGUUACUUUGUUGUUUAGCUUCGCACAUGCAUUGGCUGUCAACUUUAGGACUUGACAGGAUUUAUUACGCUGUUAUUAAAAUAUAUUUUUUUGGCAACUACGACUGUCAUGGUUUUUAGAAUACUAUUUUCUUAUAUUGAAGCUAGAUGAAAAUGAAAAAAACAUUUUCAUGUUUCAAGUAACUAUUCUACUAGAAUCUGAUUAAGUAUCGUUAUUAAAUAACAUUGUCUAUAUUCCUUAAAACAUUAAUAAGGAAACGCAAACAUUUUAUUAUGAAUAAAAAUGAGCUAAAAUUUAGCAUUAUAUUUAAACAUGUAGAUGCUUCACACUGUCGGUAGAUGGCACUGUAUUUCUUAUAAAAGUAAAAUGUUUUUAAAAUUAAUUAGUGGGCAGCUUGGAGCGUCUAAAAGCAGGCUUUUAGUGGCCUUGGGAUACUACCACUUCUUCAACAGUCUGUUGCAGUUGUGUAAAAGAGAUGCCGCACUAUGCUUAGUAGCGUGCUUUCUCUCUUCCACAAUUCCGAUAGAUUUAGUUCAAAAAGUUGUAGUUCCUUUGCGCAAUCGAUGUCGUGUAUUGAUCAGACAACGUUGUUAAACGAAAUUAAUAUUAUGAAAUGCAUAAUAAAAAGUAUUAACGAAAAUAUACUUCUUGCCAUAAAAAAAAAACUAUUUGAUAUUUGACAAAUACGUAUUUUGCUAUUAAAAGUUUUGAUUGGAAGUAUAAUUUUAUUCAUGUGGACGCAUUGCGCGGAUCUGUGAUGUUUUAUUUAAUUGUUUAGAAUGGAAUUAUUUGUAUUAUACGUAUUCGCUGCGGGCAAAGUCCAGGAAACGAUUAGCUCAAUAUACACCGGACGAAGAAAUUAUAUAAUUAUUAUUUAAUAUUUUGGACAUCGUCCAGUGUAUGCUGACACUUUACUGGACUUUACCCACAGCUGUAUCUAUGAUUGUGAUAAAUCGUGAAAUAUUAUUGGAAUGUUAGUUUAAUGUGAUUUGAGAUCAGUUGAGGUUUUAAAAAGCCUAUGUAUUGUGAUAGUCAAUUAAAUUUUAUAAAUUUAUUUAUAUAUCGAUGGCUCAAAAGCUAUCGGAGAUAUUUACUUUAUAUAAGUUGCGGUGUCGAUGCACAAUAUGUUCAGUUAGCAUAGUCAACACUGUAAAGGUCUUUUUGGCAGCUGAUUAUAGAGCUGUUGUAUUAUGGGCACUUCAAUCGAAUAUGAACUCUAUUUUCAGUUCAAUAAUGAUCAAUUUCGUAUUCGAUCCCUUUGAAGGUUUAUGCGAAUGUGAACACCAUUGUUUUGAGAAUAAAGUUCAUUUUCGAAUGAAAAGCUCACAUAAAUUUCUGACUCUGUUCCAUACAUAGGUAAAAUAAGUAUUAGAAACAUUCAAUGUUCUGCUAGUAAUCGCUGCUGAGACUUAGAAAACUGAACAAAUAAUCAAGACUAAUUAUAAAAUAAUUAUAAUAUCCUUCACAAAAAUAAUACUCAUCGACUUUAUGAUUAUAGUAAUUGGGAAUAUUUUUGCCUACCAACAUGUCUUUAAGUAAUAUUAUUACAGGUGUGGAAAAGAGACGGCGCUCUACAUGAAUGCCCUAUCUCGCUUCCUCCACUGGACUUUUAUUUCUUCUAAGGGAUGUCGGUAGG